CGCGGGGCCUUGCUCUCGCUGCCCCGGCCUCUCCCAGCCCGUCCACCCGGGAAGCGCUCGCUGGCUCCCUGGACGCUGCCGCUUCGCUUGUCCCGGGCGGCGUUGCGUGGGCUGCGGCCGGGCCUGGCUCCUGACGCUCGCCGUGUCCGGUGGCGGUGCGGCCUGAGCUCCGUGUCCGCUUUCCCUCCCCCCCCCACGGCCUCUCGCGUAAGAUUUCUCCCCGUUUCCCCAGAGCCGAGCCGCGGCUCUGUCAUGCCGGGUCCGGCUACCGGGAGCAGGGCCCGAGUGUACGCCGAGGUAAACAGCCUGAAACCCCGCGACUACUGGGACUACGAGUCGCACGUUCCUGAGUGGGGGAACCAGGAUGAUUACCAGCUGGUGCGAAAGCUUGGUCGUGGAAAAUACAGUGAAGUCUUUGAGGCCAUUAACAUAACAAACAAUGAGAAAGUGGUGGUCAAAAUACUGAAACCUGUUAAAAAGAAGAAAAUAAAACGUGAAAUUAAGAUACUAGAGAAUCUCCGCGGUGGCCCCAAUGUUAUAAAGCUGCUAGAUGUGGUGAAGGACCCUGUGUCAAGGACUCCAGCCCUUGUUUUCGAGCACAUCGAUAACACAGACUUCAAGCAACUCUACCAGAUCCUGACAGAUUAUGACAUCCGGUUCUACAUGUAUGAAAUCCUGAAGGCUUUGGAUUAUUGCCACAGUAUGGGCAUCAUGCACAGGGAUGUGAAACCACACAAUGUGAUGAUUGACCAUGCACAGAGGAAGCUUCGAUUGAUUGACUGGGGCCUGGCUGAGUUCUAUCAUCCUGAGCAGGAGUACAACGUGAGAGUGGCCUCCAGGUACUUCAAAGGUCCUGAGCUACUGGUCGACUACCAGAUGUACGAUUACAGCCUAGAUAUGUGGAGUUUGGGAUGUAUGUUGGCCAGCAUGAUAUUCCGUAAGGAGCCUUUCUUCCACGGACAUGACAACUAUGACCAGCUUGUUCGAAUUGCCAAGGUUUUAGGAACUGAUGAAUUGUUCGACUACCUCAAAAAAUACCACAUUGAACUGGAUCCUCGAUUUAAUGAUACUUUGGGCCAACAUUCUCGGAAGCGCUGGGAGCAGUUCAUACACAGUGAGAAUCGGCAUCUGGUCAGUCCUGAGGCCUUGGAUUUGCUGGACAAACUACUUCGUUAUGAUCAUCAGCAGAGACUAACAGCUAAGGAAGCGAUGGAGCAUUCGUAUUUCUAUCCAAUACUGAAAGAGCAAUCAGAUGGGGCCCGGAGUAACAACUCACACUUGCCCAAUGUUUCUGCAGCCGUGCGAUGAGUCCUGCUACUGUCCGCACAGCUCAAAGUGCAGGAAGCCGAGGAUCUGCAGGUUUUACAGGGGAGGCAUUGGGCAAGAGAGGAGCGAACACAGUCUGGGAAUGUGAACUUGUGACUGCAGCGACACAGGUGACCCAUAGCUUACCCUAAAUCCAAGUAGCAGCACCUCUACUACAUCCAUUUAUUUUAGAUUUCCAUUUAUGUUUCGGAGAGAAUUACAACUAGUAGAUUUUUUUUGUUCUGAAAUUAAUGUUUUUGUAUAUUUAUAUAUUUUUUUGUAUUGUAAUAAAAUACCUAGAAUGUGUUCCAUUACCAGAUGUUCUCGUCUUGUCCUUUUUCCUGUUGCUGUAAAGGUUUUCUGUUUUGCCAAAUAUAGUUUAACAUUUAACAAGAGAGAGAAAAAAAAAACACUGUAAACGUCCAACAACAAACCGCUGGUCCUCAGCACCAGUCCAUCAAGAUGGAGGAGAGUCGUCCUCUUUAGAUCCAGCCUCUGUGUUAAAGUCGCAACUUCUCAUUCCCGAGAGGUACCCGUCGAAUCCAAGUCACCUUCAUAAUGUUCAGACUCCAUCAACCUGCUGCUCGUGUGCAUGUGGGCAGAUGCGCCUUGUAACCGGUUGAACCUGGCAGUCGGCUUGAUAGGUCAAUAAUAGUCUUAUUUGAUGGUUUGAGUUGCCAUCCUGUUUACAUAGUUAGCACUAGCCAUGCUGCCCCCCCACCCCCCACCCAAGGGAUACCAGAUGCCACUCGCUGUGGUGGUCUGGUCCGUUCUACAGAUUCGGUGAGGGUGAGAGAACGGAGGACUUUAUUCAGAAGAGAUACAACAUGUUAGCUGCCAGGAAACUCGGUUACAGCUUCUAAUGGUAAGGCAUCAGUAAGUAGAUGAUAUGAACCAUCUUACAAAACUUUGG
This is a messenger RNA of Callorhinchus milii (elephant shark), 2218 nucleotides long. RefSeq names its product casein kinase 2, alpha prime polypeptide b (gene csnk2a2b). The coding region runs from base 253 to 1308 and encodes 351 amino acids. Gene Ontology annotation, molecular function: ATP binding; protein serine/threonine kinase activity. The transcript has 11 exons. NCBI's taxonomy places the organism in Eukaryota, Metazoa, Chordata, Chondrichthyes, Chimaeriformes, Callorhinchidae. Gene Ontology annotation, cellular component: cytosol; protein kinase CK2 complex; nucleus. The record is from RefSeq and is a predicted model, not a curated record. Gene Ontology annotation, biological process: regulation of chromosome separation; protein phosphorylation.